AUGGUGGAGUACCCGGGAUUCGUGCGCGACGAUCGGCGCGCUUUGCGGACGAUGGGCGGCGAAGAGACCAUCGCAAAGGAGCGGUCGCGGGGCCGGAGGUUCCUGGAGGUGCGGUUUGGGGGGGGAGGGGGGAGCGCGCACGGGGCUUAUGGGGAUGCCAGCGACACUUGCGGGGUGCUGCUGCGGAUUGCGCGGCGCAGGGCGCGGAGGAGGAAGGGGGAGAAGGGGGGGGAGGAGGGGGAGAAGAGGGGGAAGAAGCGGGGGAGAGAGGAGGAGGUGGGAGAUGGGGGGAAGGAUCAGGGGAGCAGGAGGAGCGGGGAGGGGAAGGAAGAUGAGUUUGGUAGAGGGAAGGAGGAGGGUAUGGGCAGUGAGGGCAAGAAGGAGGGAGUGGACGAAGAGGAGAAGGAAGGGAAGGAAGUGAAAGAGGAGAAGGGAGAAGAGGGAGAGGAGGCGGGCAAGGAAGAGGGAGAGGAAGCAAAGGAAGGGGAGGAAGGGGAGGAAGGGGAGGAGGCAGAGGAGAUUGACAUAUCGGUGGUGGCACGGAUCGAAGAGACGUACCGGUUCGAAUGUAUGCACCUCCUUUCAACCUCCUCUCAACCUCCUUUCAACCUCCUCUCAACCUCCUUUCAACCUCCUCUCAACCUCCUCUCAACCUCCUCUCAACCUCCUCUCAACCUCCUCUCAACCUCCUCUCAACCUCCUUUCAACCUCCUCUCAACCUCCUCUCAACCUCCUUUCAACCUCCUCUCAACCUCCUCUCAACCUCCUCUCAACCUCCUCUCAACCUCCUCUCAACCUCCUUUCAACCUCCUCUCAACCUCCUCUCAACCUCCUCUCAACCUCCUCUCAACCUCCUCUCAACCUCCUCUCAACCUCCUUUCAACCUCCUCUCAACCUCCUCUCAACCUCCUCUCAACCUCCUCUCAACCUCCUCUCAACCUCCUCUCAACCUC
Molecule: messenger RNA, 953 nt
Organism: Closterium sp. Naga37s-1
Lineage: Eukaryota; Viridiplantae; Streptophyta; Zygnematophyceae; Desmidiales; Closteriaceae
Source: the annotation of a GenBank genome assembly